Messenger RNA from Kalmanozyma brasiliensis GHG001, 3147 nucleotides. RefSeq names its product Aminoacyl-tRNA synthetase, class II (D/K/N). The transcript has a single exon. Lineage: Eukaryota; Fungi; Basidiomycota; Ustilaginomycetes; Ustilaginales. The coding region runs from base 1 to 3147 and encodes 1048 amino acids. The record is from RefSeq and is a predicted model, not a curated record. Gene Ontology annotation, biological process: asparaginyl-tRNA aminoacylation. Gene Ontology annotation, molecular function: asparagine-tRNA ligase activity; ATP binding. Gene Ontology annotation, cellular component: mitochondrion.
AUGCUUGCGCGAGCAUCACGAUGGCCCGCUGCCAGUGCGAAGGCAACUCUUGUAGCGCCCGCUUGUCAAGUGGCCUCCUCGUCGUACGCUCAACCGUGCCGUGCCACCAAGGGAAGUCUGACUGGUCCUCCCUCACGCCUCCUCACCUCUUCGUCCGCAAGAGCAUUACCUCGUCAGCUUCCGCGCUGGGCAGCACAGGAGCGUGAGCAGGAUGAUGAUCCAGCGACUACUAGCCCUUCCUCGACCAGCAACAGCAAUGUCAGCCACGAGCUCAGCGGCACCGACCCCUCCAUACCGUGGUUUUUGCAGACAGAAACGAUAGACAUGCCAACAACAGAUGUCACGCCAGAAGCCCCCUCAUCUACACAAUCCUUAACUGGAACACCAACUCAUAGCUUCUCGUACAUCCCGCUCGCCCCUAAAGUGGAUGAGCCGCAAGCCAUCGCCAAGCUCAAGUCGCACCUUCUCUCCGGCCCCUCCACCAACUUGAUAGCCAGACCCAGCGAAGAGGAGGACCAGCUCACACCCAUCACCCUCAUUCACCCAGCAUCACUCUCCAAAGACCCAAGCUCUGAUGCAUACGGAACCAACGACUGGAUCGUGGUGGUCCAGGUCAAGAGCAGCGCUGCAGGCAGUGUCCGCCGCGUCGCGCUUGACAUCGGUCGAUUCCUCAAGCACACGCGACCGCCAGCAAUGGAAGCCGAGCUCGAUCUAGACGACUUUCUCGGACCAGGUCCCUCCGCUCCGCGUUACAACAAGGCGUCAGCACCCAAGCCGACCACGCCAGCAGCAGCGCCUCGACCCAAAGGCAUGUCGCGCAUCGAACACGAGCUGGGCAAGAGCCUCCCCGACUGGGCUGUCAACCGCAUCGCACUUCAGAGAAAGUUUCCGGAUGGCUGGAGACCGCCCAAGAUCCUCUCGCGAGAAGCACAGGAAGGUAUUCGACUGCUGCAUUCGUCCGACCCGGAGCAGUUUGACGUCACCGAGCUCAGCAGCCGCUUCCGCGUCUCGACUGAGAGCGUCCGGCGCAUCCUUCGCUCUGGCAAGUGGGCCAUCUCCGGCGAGGUGAGGAGCAGACAGGAUCGUCGAGCUGCCGAACGAGCUGCUGAGCGCGAGAAUGUCGAGCUUGCCGAGAUCCGACGCUUGCAAGAGGAACAGAGCGAGCUGGUGGAUGAGGGUGAGUCGCCGGCGAUCGAGGAAGAUGAGUUGCUCGACGAGAUGAUCGAGGAGGAAGACUCUAUUCCUGGCAUCCAGCCGGUGAGAUACGAAGGGCUGGUCAUGUCUGCCUCGGAUGCUUCGGCACUGGGUGUCACGAGCAAGAGCAAAUCAGGCGGCAAGAAGGGUGAUGGCAACUGGUGCCUCGUCGAUGCAGACUGGUGCAUGGUACACGUCAUGACCGAACAGGCUCGGUUCAAUUACGACAUCGAGGGCAUUUGGCGCGAGCUCGAGGUCGGGAAGACGACCAAGCCUAAGCCAUGGGAGGAUCAGUCGGCGUUUGCUGGGGCAUCCGCCUCGGAGUCGAGACCCUCUCGACCACGAACCAGGAAGGAUCUCUUUGGAGAGAGUGUCAGCAAGCGAAAGCGCAACACGGGAGCUGGCUUUGGUAGUGUCGAUGUCAAGUUCGGUAGCUCGAGUAGGAGCUUUUCCACCAGCAUCCGACGCCCCAAUGUGUCGCCCAAUAGCGUGGUACCCGAAAGCCUCAACCAGCUGCUCUCGCGCGCCCAACACACCUUCGAAACCAGCUCGUCCCCCAUCCCCGUCAACGUUACCGGCUGGCUCCGUUCAACGCGCAAGCAAAAGUCGAUCACAUUCCUCGAGCUCUCGGACGGCUCUCUUCCCGGCUCUCGCUCGCUCCAAGCCAUCGUCCGCAGCUCGGCGUCCUCCCCAUCCUCCGACAUAGACCGUCUCGCAGGCCUCACGGUCGGCACGGCCCUUCGGCUCACCGGCCACCUCAAGCCGGGACGCGGCACAAAGGCCGGCCAGUCAAUCGAGCUCGACACAUCCUCCGUCAAAAUCCUCUCGCAUUGCGACGUGACCUAUCCACUCGCAGCGGUGCAGAUGCAGCACAACAGCACGGCGGUCGAGUCGUCCGGCUAUACCGCCUCUCUCGCUGAGCGACGCAACCCACAUCUGCUGGGUCGGCUACCGCGCUACGCAGCGAUCGCACGAACACGUCAGAGGCUGGAGGAGGGGAUGAGCAAUUGGUUGGGUUCGCACGACUUUGUCAAAGUCGCAUGCCCCGUGCUGACGAGCAGCGACUGCGAGGGUGCAGGGGAGGUAUUUCAGGUCGGAUCGGAUGCCGAUGUGCGUAGCGGGCGGGCGUUGGGAACGUUCUGGUCCGGAUCACCGGCGUAUUUGACCGUGAGCUCGCAGCUGCAUCUCGAAGCGGCCGGGUUGGGAUUGGGCAGGGUGUGGACGUGCAAUCCUGCAUUCCGGGCCGAAGGGAGCGCGACGAAUAGGCAUCUGGCCGAGUUCUGGAUGUUGGAGGCCGAGAUGUAUUUCACUGACUUGGCCGGGAUGCUGGAUGUGACAGAGGGGAUGAUCAAGGCUGGCAUUCGGGGGGCGCUGCAGGGUGAGGAGGAUAUGGAGGCGUUGGGUGACUCGGCGCAUCUCGAUAUGCUGCAAGGCGUCCUCGACGGAGAGUGGAAACGGAUCACGUAUCACCAGGCGCACGACCUCCUGGCCAAGGCACCAGCGGAAACAUUCGAAGUGGCCCCCGACAUCAACGCUGGCUUGGCGAGCGAACACGAACGCUACCUCGCAGCACAACUCGGUCCUGUCUUUGUGACCCACUACCCGCUCUCGCAGAAGGCGUUCUACAUGAAACGCUGCCCCUCGUCUGCCGAUGGAGAGACGCUGGUGGAAUGCUUCGACCUGCUCAUCCCGAGUCUCGGCGAGCUGGUCGGCGGGUCGGUUCGCGAACACCGUCGUGACGAGCUCAUGCAGAACGUCGCCGAUCUCGGCGGUGCAGAUUCAACAAAGGAGGCGCUGGGCUGGUACAUGAACGACCUGAAGAAGUUUGGCGGCGCAGUGGAGCAUGCUGGCUUCGGCAUGGGCAUCGAGAGAUUGUUGGCGUGGGUGAGCAACACCGUCAGCGUCAAGGAUGUUGUGCCCUUCCCGAGGGUCAAGGGGCCGAUUCGAUUUUAG